GGAGGCCGGGAAAGGGGACCGAGCAUUAGCCUUGACUUCCUCUGGCUGCGCUGGCUAAGUGCUUCUCCCGUUAUCUGAGAAAGAAAGGAGCCUUUGAGACUGCCUUCAGUCACCUUCCACCUCGCCAAGGAGAGGACUGUGGGCACCAUGUCCCUACUCCUGGUGGCCGUCUCUGCCUUUCACAUCCUCAUUCUCAUUCUCCUCUUCGUGGCCACCCUGGACAAGUCAUGGUGGGUCCUCCCUGGGAAUGACUCACUGAAUCUUUGGAAGGAAUGUGUGGCAUACACGAACCAGUCUUCCCAGGUCUGGGAAUGCAGAAAUGUCAGCGAAAAUGGCUGGCUGAAGGCCGUGCAGGCCCUCAUGGUACUGUCCCUGGUGCUCUGCUGCCUCUCCUUCAUCCUCUUCAUGUUCCAACUGUACAACAUGAAGCGAGGGGGCCUCUUCUACGCCACUGGCCUUUGCCAGCUCUGCACCAGUGUGUCGGUGUUCACCGGGGCCCUCAUUUACGCCAUACACGUCAAGGAGUUUCAUCAAGCCGACGGCUCCUUCGGCUACUGCUUUGCCCUAGCCUGGGUGGCAUUUCCCCUGGCGCUGGCCAGCGGCAUCAUUUACAUCCACCUGAGGAAGCGAGAGUGACCUCCCCCUCCCCUGGCCAGCUGGCCCUGGCUCACAGCGCUGAACCAGUGAGACAGCAGCCUCUCCAGCCCUGCCUCCCUAUGCCACCUUGGCCUGGGGCAGGUCAGAGGCCUCCUCCGUGGAAUGGAGGAAGAAGAAGAUGCUUUCUCGGUCCUCCUCCUCCUCCUUCUGGCCCAGCCCCUCUGACACACACUUCCUGCCGCGGACACUCAGUGCUCUGAGGUCCUUUCUCCAGCUCUGACUCAGGCAGCCAGUGGCACAGUGCCCAGAUCACGGGGCCAGGAGGCAAGACCUCAGUUCAAAUCUGGCCUCAGGCACUUACUAGCUGUGGGACCUUAGGCAAGUCACUUAACCUGUUUGCCUC
Messenger RNA from Vombatus ursinus (common wombat), 1000 nucleotides. RefSeq names its product epithelial membrane protein 3 (gene EMP3). The transcript is spliced from 5 exons. The coding region runs from base 148 to 636 and encodes 162 amino acids. Gene Ontology annotation, cellular component: plasma membrane. The record is from RefSeq and is a predicted model, not a curated record. NCBI's taxonomy places the organism in Eukaryota, Metazoa, Chordata, Mammalia, Diprotodontia, Vombatidae.